This is a messenger RNA of Andrographis paniculata, 2553 nucleotides long. RefSeq names its product PHD finger protein At1g33420. The transcript has 6 exons. The record is from RefSeq and is a predicted model, not a curated record. The coding region runs from base 289 to 2478 and encodes 729 amino acids. Lineage: Eukaryota; Viridiplantae; Streptophyta; Magnoliopsida; Lamiales; Acanthaceae.
UUGAUAUUUUUUUAAGACUAUUAUUAUUAAAGUACAUAAAAGCCCUCGGAUAGAAAUCCAUCUCAUCCAUCUAUUCAUCCCUACCAAAAAAAACCCUAAUUGCGUCGCGGGCCGCCCGCCCCUCCAAACAAACGUGCCGCUUUUUCUUCCAGUUCGCCGUUUUCUUUAUCCUCCCCCUACCUUCUUCACCUACGCAACCUUCGUCUCUCCUCCUAUCCAGAUCUGAAACGAGAAUAUCACCGACAUAUUCAUACACUCACAGAUCUAACGGCGGGCCUUAGCCUUACCAUGGUGGUUAACGGGCGACCCACAAAGAGGUUGGUUAAGAGGCGCGUGACCGCGGAACUUAGUGAUUUUCUGACUUUUCCGACCGCCGGCGAUCUAGCCUCGCCGGUUGCUGCAAAGCCUUUCAGAACAGCCGUUAGGGAGUUCCUGACGACGCACGCGCUCUUACCGCCCCCUUCCUCACUUUUCCCCCAUCUACUGACUUGGCAGAUCCUCUUCCGCGUCGGCGACCUAACCGCAGACGACGGUGGACCGUCGGUUGUCUGCCUCGACGUCGUGGAGGAGGAUGUGGCCAGAUCUAGAUCCGUUUAUUGCGAUCAGUGUCGCGUCGUUGGUUGGAGUGGUAAUCCGGUGAGCGCGAAGCGCUAUCAUUUUAUAGUUAAGUCGGAUGGCAACUCGAUCGCUGGAUACAACAAAACGUGUGCGGGAUGUGGCGAUCCUCUCCACAUGACCGAUUCGAGGUGCAAAGCAUGCAAUCAUGUGAUGACCACAGAAGACGUUGAAGAUUGGAUGUACCAGCAGUUGGAGAGUACAACUCAUUUGUUGCACGGUGUGAUACACUGUAAUGGAUAUGGGCAUCUUCUCAGAGUUAAUGGUAGGGAAGGUGGAUCAAGGCUUCUCACUGGACGUCAAAUCAUGAACUUUUGGGAUCGCCUCUGCACAAUGUUGGGGGUCAGGAAAGUAAGUGUGAUGGAUGUCUCGAAGAAGAAUGGAAUGGAAUUUCGCUUGCUCCACGCUGUGACGAAAGGCCAUCCUUGGUAUGGAGAGUGGGGCUUUAGUUUUGGUGCUGGUAGUUUUUCUCUGACUGUAGAUGACUACAAUAAAGCAGUGGAGAGCCUUUCAUCGUUGCCCUUGUCCAUGUUUCAAUCCCAAGGAAGAAAGCCUAGAACUCGGCUGCAGGAUUUGAUUUCAUUUUAUCAGUCCAUAUCAGAAUGCAAGCUUGUCACUGUUUGUGACCUUUUCCGUUUCUUGAUGAGUAUGAUCCAAGAGAAACACCAUCCCAAACCCCUGCAAUUCAGGACCUUUGGUGAUUCUUCUUGCAAGAAACGCAAAACUUGUGAUGAGUCGAGGACAUUAUGUUCAUGGACCUUUGACGAUAUAAAGCGAGUUGAAGAUGCAAUGUUCAAGGUGUUGCGUGCUGUUACUGGGUCCACCUGGGUUAGUUGGAGGGCACUUAGAGGCGCUGUUUGCAAGGCAGGCACGCCGGAGCUUCUGGAUUACUGCCUUAAAGAACUCAAGGGCAAACAGGCAGCUCCAGGCUUGAUUGUUGCUGCCCGAUGCGUCUCUGAAUCUUCUGGUGCCAUGGAGUACAGACUUGAGCCAGGAAGUGCAUCCAUACCAGCCAACACCCCUACAAGCUGCUUCCCGAUGGCGAGCUGCCUUUCAGAAGAGAGGCUUUUGCACGAUCUAAGAUAUUUUUACGAGUGCAUGCUUCAUCCCAAGUCAAUGGCAUUGAGUGUUACUCCAGGUAGAAGGAAUCCUGCGGCCAGCUCGGCGAUGACAAUUCUUGAUUGCAAACAGUUUGUGAAAGACUACUGCCCGGAGCAGCAUCUAUUUAUUUCAAAGGAAAAUAUGGUACAUCUUCUAUGUGAGGUCGACCUUAAGGAACAAAAUGGAGAAUGCAGUGGCACCUGUAAUCCUCCACCAGAGUUUAUCAUCCUCCCUCCCGGUGCUACCAUUGCUGACCUAAAGCUUGAAGCUACAAGAACCUUCCAAGAGGUGUACUUGAUGUUCAGAAGGUUCCAAGCUGAUGAGCUAAUUGGCUACAGUGGGGUUGCUGAAUCCACCCAAAUAAAGCUCUUACUGGGGUCGACAGCAGAAUACGUUGGUAUCCGAGGGCGUUUCCUGGGAAAGAAUGCCCAUGGAAGGUUCAGAAUGGAGAGGGGGCUGGAGCGAUGGAUAGUGGACUGUGUUUGCGGGGCAAAGGAUGAUGAUGGGGAGAGAAUGUUGGCGUGCGACAUUUGCGAGAUAUGGCAACACUCCAGAUGUUACGGAAUCCCAGAUUCGGAUGCUGUGCCCGCUGAGUUUUUCUGCAGUCGAUGCAGACGAGCAGCUGUAAAGAUGAAUAGCAGCAGCUGUAGCUGGGAAGAAGACGAAGAGGAAUUUGAAGAAGAUGAAUAUGACAUUAAAACUGAGGAUGCCCUCAUUGAUGCCAUGAUGAUUGAAGCAGGAGCAGCUCAACUUCUGGACUAAAUUGUAAAUAUUUUUCUUGUAUUUAGAUCCCAUCCGUCCAAUGGGGAAAAUUGUGUAAAUAUAGAAUUUCGAAUA